Messenger RNA from Magallana angulata, 645 nucleotides. Its product is annotated as mitochondrial import inner membrane translocase subunit TIM14-like. Gene Ontology annotation, cellular component: PAM complex, Tim23 associated import motor. The record is from RefSeq and is a predicted model, not a curated record. Gene Ontology annotation, molecular function: ATPase activator activity. Bases 156 to 515 code for a protein of 119 amino acids. NCBI's taxonomy places the organism in Eukaryota, Metazoa, Mollusca, Bivalvia, Ostreida, Ostreidae. The transcript has 6 exons. Gene Ontology annotation, biological process: protein import into mitochondrial matrix.
GUCCCUAAAUAUUUACGGUCGGGAUCGGCAUGAUGUAAUUAGCAUAUUUCGUAAGCCGACAAUGUGAACUUUCGGGAAUAAUUUGUUGUUUUUGAUGUAAAACCUAUGUUGUAUGAUGAUUUUAAAAGGAUAAAAUUCUAAUUUUGGAUACAAAAAUGAGUUCUAUGCUUGUUUUAGCAGGCAUUGGCAUGGCUGCCAUUGGAUUUGGAGGCAGGUACUUGGCUAAGCAUGCCCCUGCUGUUGGUGCCACUGUGAAAAGGUCUAUGGAUGCUAGUCUUAAUUCUGGGGCUUUCAGUAAGUACUACAAAGGUGGUUUUGAAGCCAAAAUGUCAAAGAGAGAAGCAGGCUUAAUUCUUGGAGUGAGUCCAUCUGCAAACAAAAAUAGACUAAAGGAGGCCCACAAAAGGAUAAUGAUCUUAAAUCACCCAGAUAAAGGUGGUUCCCCAUAUUUGGCCGCCAAGAUUAAUGAAGCCAAGGACUUGUUAGAUAGCACUGGAAAGAAACAGGGAAAAUAAACCACUUUUAAAAACAUUUACAUGUAUUGAAUUCACAAUGAAAAAAAUGUACUUGUGUGAACUCCAUUGAAGAUAUUUAUGUAUUUUUAUUGUCAUUCAUUGCCAAUAAAUUAUUCAUCAGAGCCUCUAA